Molecule: messenger RNA, 2915 nt
Organism: Triplophysa dalaica
Lineage: Eukaryota; Metazoa; Chordata; Actinopteri; Cypriniformes; Nemacheilidae
Gene: rtkn2
Product: rhotekin 2
Exons: 12
Coding region: 131-2044 (637 amino acids)
Biological process (GO): hemopoiesis; signal transduction; positive regulation of cell population proliferation
Source: RefSeq, a predicted model, not a curated record
UAAAAAUGGUACCGCCCUGCUGUUGUGUAGGCAACGAAUAGUUUUGCAUGGACGUGAUUGGUCGAUUCCAGAUUGCGUAAUCCACCGGUUUGUUGAUCUCGCAGGGGUUUGUUUCAGUGUGGAGGCCAGUAUGGAUCCACCGCGGGAUAUUCAAAAUUUCAGACGAAAUAGCAGCACCAGAUCUACCGUUUCCUCAUGUUCUUCACUCGCAAUGGAGAUCAAAAGAAAGAAAAUAAGAGAGAGCAUGUUUUUUGCAAACGAGGACUGUGACAUUCAAGAGAAGUUGGACUUUGAGAUGCGAAUGAGAGCGGGAGCUUACAAGCUUCUGGUUGCCAGCACUAAGAAAGAGCAGGUGUUAGACGCCUCAAGGAGUCUUUUAACCUGUAAUGCCAGAAUUAAAGCCUACAUGGAUGAAGCGCAGAUGAGAAAUGGGCAACUGGAAAGCAGAAGGCCUUCAAACUCUCAAAAUCAAGCUCCUUGUAAAGGGAAGGUGGCUAUAUCUGGUCUGCGAAUUCCUUUGUUUUGGAAAGAUUCUGAACAUUUUAACAGCAAAGGAAGUGAACGGAGUGUGGCAGUCUUUUGCUUGGUGAGGAUUGGCUCAGAGAUUCUUGACACAGGAAUGGUGAUUGCAGACCCAUCAGUGACUGAUAUAUGCUUUGAGGGUGUAAACGUAUUCUCUGAUGCUAAGCCAGAUUUUGAAGUAAAAGUGGAGCUGUAUAGCUGUGGACUAGAGGAGGGAACCUUUGUCAACACUCCCAAGAAACUUGCCAGGAAGCUGCGCUCUUCAUUCGGCAGAUCUUCAAGCAGGAAACUCUGCCCCCUUCUGGAUGGAGGAGACCCAGACACUUUUCUUCAGUCCAACCCAAUUCCACAAGGUGCACGAUACUCAAUGCUAGCGUACACCACGCUGGGUCUUGAGCAGGCGGAAGGCUCUUUCCAAUCCCAUUCUCUCAUGAUCCUGCAAAACGUGGAGGCUUCGUCAUGGCUGCCGCUCUAUGGAAACCUGUGCUGUCAGCUGGUGGCUCAGCCUUACUGCAUGACACAAGACAUGAUGAGAGGCUACCUGAGCCAACAGCAAAGCAUUGAGGGUUUGCAGCGCAGCUGUCAACUGUACUGUACGCUAAGGGCUGGACGUCUUUCUUGCUAUUACUCACCAGAAGAGAUUCAAGCUAAAAUGGAGCCCAGUCUCAUUAUUCCCAUUAACAAGGAUACUCGUAUCCGCGUUGUAGAUAAGGAUCACCAGAGGACAGGCUCUAGACUGACCCUAAUAAACCCUGGAAAUGGAGACUCUGCCGGUCAUGUUUUUAUAACUGAGACUCCCGAUGUCUUGAAGGAGUGGCUUGAUGCUUUAUGGCAACAUAAUUAUGACCAGAGUCAGUGGCAACACGCAUGCAGCAAGCUCAUGGAAAUUGAGGUUUUAUCGCCAAGGAAAACCCCACUCUUUCUGACGAAGCAAGCAGAUUCUGUUUAUAAUGAUUUGAGCAUUGGCUCCCCUGGGAAAUUCGAAAGCCUGACUGACAUAAUACACAACAAGAUCGAGGAAACUGAUGGGCGCUUUCUCCUUGGUCAAGAGGAGGAAAGACAGCCUCCUCAUUGGGGGGCACUGUUUGAGGGAUCUCGACCAGUUGUAGUCCAAAAAACGAUUCUGUCGCCGGGUAAAGAAAGCAUCCAGUCGAUUACAAGCCCCCCCACGAGCACCAAAAAGAAGAGGAGAGCUCCUCCACCCCCUCCUGAUAAAUUACCAUUUGUUCAACCUACCUGCAUCAUAUCUAAUCAGGAGAAAGAGAACUGUAAAGGGGCAAGGCCUCGAACAGGGCGACCAUCACUGGAUGCUAAAUUUUCCGCCAUCAUCCAGCAGCUGCAAAAGAACCAAACUUCCUCUCGGAAAAAUGCACCUCUAGGACAGAUUGAGCCCUGUCAACACCCUUACAUCCCAAUAAAUGAAGAGUCUGAUCAAAUACACAAUCAGGAACCUCCGGUGCCAGCCCCCAGGAACAAACUGAGGAUGUCAUUCAGAGAGAAGAUGAACCCCAAAGCCUGGUGAAUUAAUCAGACAUCUGUUUGUCUGUCGUGAUGAAUCAUUUGUUCUGUAAAAGUUGAAAUGCCCUCGAUGGACACUUUUUUUUUUAUUGAUCCAGCUAUAUCAAAGGUUAAAAGUGUAUGGAUGUAAAUGUAUAAAUUGUCUUGUUUGUUUGGCCACAUCAUUUUUAUAAUGGUCCUUUAAAUCCAGUUCUGCUGUAUUUCAAGUGCUUAAUUUACGGUUUAAGAAUUGCGUAUUAGUUGUGUAUAACGUGUUUAGCACUAAUUGUUUGUAACUGACCAAUUAAGAUAUAACCACUACAACUAAGCACUUUGAGGUUUUCAUUUUCUACCUGUGACAUUUUGUAUGCAGCUUCUACUUAUAUUUUAUAUCAAUGACCUGAGAAUAUAUGGAAUGUUUGGUAUGCAUGUCUUUAAACACUAGCUCAAGGUGGUGGUGUAAACACUUGGACCUGGAACCUAUACAUUACUUUUUUAUUUUGUCUAUCAAUAAGUAUUUGAUUUUAACUUUGUUCUUAUUAGUCACUUUGUGUCAACCACCAUAUUGCAGCAAGUGGUUUGUAAGUAGUCUAAGCCACAAAGACAAGUCGAUGACUGCACAUUAGUUGCUCUAAAAUACCAACGGUGGGCAUGUUUCAUUGUAUAUUUCUUUUAUACUGUCGUUUCAUUUAAUGUUUUAGAACUGAAUGUUCAAGUAGCACAAACAUAAUGCAUUCCACUAAAUCUUAUUAUUGCAGAUUAAUUGUUGGUACUUGCUGUGCAAUACUUUUUUAUUGAUUUGAUUCUAUUUCUGUAUUUUAGUAAGUAAUUCACUGCAUGAAACCCAAAUGGUGGUCUGUUCAUUACCUGGUUAACAGGAAAUGAUACAUGCUGUG